AUGACAAAAGCUGGGAUCCGGAUUGCGAUCGAUCGAGGCGGUACUUUUACCGACGCCUGGGCCCAAAUCCCAGGACAUGCCUCCGAUAUUAUAUUCAAAGUCCUAUCCGAAUCUCCCGAGGAAUACGAUGACGCACCCACAGAAUGUAUUCGACAGAUUCUGGAAAUUGCAAGUGGCUCUCCAGUGCCUCGAGGGACCCCUCUGGAUCUGACUCCCGUUGAGUCCAUCCGGAUGGGCACCACGGUUGCUACAAAUGCCCUGCUUGAGCGAAAAGGCGAGCAAGUCGCUUUGGUGAUUACGAAGGGCUUCCGCGACCUACUUAAAAUCGGCAACCAGGCUCGUCCCAACAUUUUCGAUCUAUCAGUUCAACGUCUUGCCCAACUCUACGAGACGGUUGUGGAAGUCGAUGAGCGAGUCACCAUCGAAGGUUUUUCAGAAGACCCAGAUCCUAAGCCCAUUGAUGCCAAUGAUUCAGAUUUGUACAUUGGGUUAACAGGAGAAGCGGUUCGGGUAUUAAAGACGCCAGAUCUGGACGCUGUUCGGAGUGACCUCUACGUGCUUUGGAACCAGGGCUAUCGCUCUGUAGCUGUGGCCCUGAUGCACUCAUAUACCUUCCAAAAGCACGAGCUUGCUGUAGCUGCCGUGGCUCGGGAGAUUGGGUUCAAAGUGGCCGUUUCUUCAGAGCUGCAAACAAUGGCAAAGUUGAUACCACGCAGUCAAUCGGCCGUUGCGGAUGCAUAUCUUUCACCAGUGACUCAAAAGUACUUGGACGGAUUCCGAAAGGGGUUCCAAGGUGAACUCAGAGAUGAACAUGCCAAGAAGGUGUUUGUCAACCAGUCUGAUGGAGGACUUACAUCUAUCGCAAACUUUUCUGGUUUGCGCGGAGUGCUCAGUGGACCAGCUGGUGGUGUGGUUGGUAUGUCCAGGACGUGCUAUGAUGCCGAAGACAAGACACCGAUAUUAGCGUUCGACAUGGGUGGUACAAGUACCGAUGUUGCUCGGUAUGCUGGGGCCUUGGAACAUAUAUUCGAAAGCACAAUUGCACAAGUCACCAUCCAGACACCACAGCUGGAUAUCAACACCGUCGCUGCAGGGGGUGGAUCAAUGCUCUUCUGGGAGAAUGGCCUGUUCAAAGUCGGCCCUCAUAGCGCAGGCGCUCACCCUGGCCCGGCAUGCUACGGGCGAGGGGGUCCUUUGACCGUGACCGAUGCUAAUCUCUUCCUUGGACGAAUCAUCCCGGACUACUUCCCCCGACCCCUAGAUAUGGCCAUCGUGAAGGAAAAGUUUACUUCCUUGGCAGCCACCAUUAACGCAGAGAAAGAUGGACUAUCUCAACUGACUGCAGAAGAGGUUGCAGUGGGUUUCCUCUCAAUCGCAAAUGCAACCAUGACUCGCCCCAUUCGAACAUUGAGUGAAGGCCGAGGAUUUGAGACCGCUGCACACAAUCUAUGCUGCUUUGGUGGAGCCGGUGGCCAGCAUGCGGUUGCGAUUGCGCGAGACCUCGGUAUCCGACGAGCCCUGAUCCCGAGAUAUUCGAGUAUUCUAUCUGCCUAUGGAAUGGCUCUUGCGGAUGUGGUGGUUGAGAACCAAGAGCCCGAAGCUGCUGCAUUCACUGUUGAUAAUAUCCCCAAACUCCAAGAAAGGUUUGAGAGAUUGAAAGAUGCGGGUGUUGCAGGACUUGUUUCUCAAGGAUUUUCAAAAUCGCAAAUAUACCACGAGUUAUUCCUGAAUAUGAGGUACCAGGGCAGUGACACAGCUUUGAUGAUACCCCGACCGGCCAACUUUGAAGAGUUUGGUGAUGCUUUCGCCGCUCGCCAUCAACAAGAAUUCGGAUUCACACAGCCUCGGGAGAUCCUGAUUGAUGAUGUUCGCGUGCGGAGUAUUGGAAAGGGUAUGGAUGUCGCCCUUUCUAGCGCUUCCGCGGAAAUGAAGAAACUGGCAGACUCGCCCCCUGCUACCCCGGUUGCUCCCGAGAAGAAUGUCAAUGUCUAUUUCGAGCAAACCGGCUGGAUUGAUAUCGGGCUUUAUUCACUCAAGGAUCUAUCCGUUGGUACUCGUAUCAGCGGACCCGCGAUGGUCAUCGACAAAACUCAAACAAUCGUUGUGGAUCCUGCUAGUGAAGCUGUGAUCUUACCAGAACAUGUGGUGAUUGAGAUCUCUGGAAUAGAAAAGCCGGAGAUCAACAUCGCCGAUGCGGUGGAUCCUGUCCAGCUCAGCGUGUUCGGACAUCGAUUCAUGAGUGUUGCCGAGCAAAUGGGCCAGACCAUGCAGAAAACCUCAAUUUCGGUGAACAUCAAGGAGCGAUUAGACUAUUCGUGUGCCGUCUUCUCUGGCGAUGGCAGUCUCGUCGCAAAUGCCCCUCACAUUCCCGGGCACCUAGGCUCUAUGAGCUAUGCCAUCGCAUACCAAGCGCGCCGAUACGGACCCGGAGAGUUGAAACCCGGCGACGUUAUUCUCAGUAACCACCCUAGCGCUGGUGGUACACAUCUGCCAGACCUGACAGUCACUACACCCGUCUUUGAUGAUGAGAAAAACCCGACAAAAAUUUUAUUUUUCGUCGCCAACAGAGGCCACCAUGCAGAUAUUGGCGGCAUUCAGCCGGGUUCUAUGCCCCCAAAUUCAACAGAGCUUUGGCAGGAAGGUGCGGCAGUGGAGUCUUUCAAGAUUGUGAAAGAAGGAGUCUUUGACGAGCCCGGCCUUCUCGAGGUCCUGGUUGAUAUCCCAGCUUCAUAUCCGGGUUCGAGUGGCACUCGCACACUGCGCGACAAUAUUGCCGAUCUUAAAGCCGCGAUCGCAUCAAACAAUAAGGGCAUUCAUUUGAUUCGGUCCUUGAUCAAGGAAUACACUUGGCCAGUAGUUCAGUACUAUAUGGAAGCAAUCCAGGAGAAUGCCAGCCAGUCUACGCGUGGGUUGCUCAAGAUCAUCGCGCAGCGGUUUGAAGGACAACCUCUGGAAGCUAUUGAUUACAUCGAUGAUGGGACGCCUCUUGCAUUAAAGAUCACGAUCGACCAAGAUACGGGCGAUGCAGUAUUCGACUUCACAGGCACUGGGCCUGAGCAUUUCGGAAAUUUGAACUGUCCACCAGCAAUCAUGUAUUCUGGGAUCAUGUACUGUCUUCGAUCAAUGAUCUCAUCAGAUAUUCCUCUCAACCAAGGCUGUCUGAAGCCUAUUAAGCUCGUAUGCCCACCCAACACACUCCUAUCGCCUUCGCUCAAAGCAGCGACCGUGGGAUCGAAUGUGGAAACAUCACAACGCAUUGUCGAUUUGAUCUUCAAAGCCUUCCGUGCAGCUGCCGCGUCCCAAGGAACAUGCAACAAUCUCACAUUUGGCUACGGUGGCACAAAUCCAGUCACAGGAGAAGUAGUCAAAGGGUUCGGAUACUACGAGACCAUCGCUGGUGGAUCCGGCGCGGGUGCGGACUGGGAUGGUGAAAGUGGCGUGCACACACAUAUCACCAAUACCCGAAUUUCUGAUCCUGAGAUCUUUGAACGGCGCUACCCGGUCAUUCUCCACGAGUUUUCUAUCCGCAAAGGAAGUGGCGGUGCCGGCCGGCAUCGUGGUGGCGAUGGUUGUAUCCGCGACAUCGAGUUCCGAUUACCUAUGCAGGUCUCCAUUCUAUCUGAGAGACGUGUUAUCCCUCCAUAUGGCAUGGCAGGGGGCGACGAAGGCCAGCGUGGAGUGAACCUAUGGUUGAGAAAGUAUCCUGAUGGAACGAGCAGAACAAUCAGCUUGGGUGGCAAGGCAACGACACACAUGAAUACUGGCGAUCAUAUCAUCGUUCAUACACCUGGAGGUGGUGGCUAUGGAAGAGAUCCAAACAAAAAAGAUGAGGUGUUCAUGGAUAUUUUCAGGAUUCAUGAGAAGUUUUCCCCUGGAUCGUCAUUGCUACGCACGCAGGGUAGUUUGGCUGAGAGGAAUGCGACGGCCGUGGGCAACUGA
Penicillium expansum is the source of this 3939-nucleotide messenger RNA. Its product is annotated as Hydantoinaseoxoprolinase, N-terminal. The record is from RefSeq and is a predicted model, not a curated record. Gene Ontology annotation, biological process: glutathione metabolic process. Gene Ontology annotation, molecular function: 5-oxoprolinase (ATP-hydrolyzing) activity. Bases 1 to 3939 code for a protein of 1312 amino acids. Lineage: Eukaryota; Fungi; Ascomycota; Eurotiomycetes; Eurotiales; Aspergillaceae. The transcript has 3 exons. Gene Ontology annotation, cellular component: cytosol.